GUUCUCGGGGGGAAGCACCCGCGCUCGCCUGGGCCAAUGGCGGCCUGUGAGCCCCAGGCCAGCAACGCCCUCCGUGAAAUCGGGCUGGACACCAAGGCCCCCGCCUAACAAAACCUGUUGACAUUUCCCACCUGGGCCUAUCUCAUCAUGAUGACAAGCUAUACAAAAAAACAAGCUAUACAAAAAAACAAGCCAUACACUACGAGCGAAACGCACAUACAAAGAAAGCACAUACAAAGAAAGCACAUACAAAGAAAGCACAAUACAAAAGCAUGGUUCUCCCUGCCAUUGGACACCAACACACUGCAGCACUUUGCACUAAGCAAUGUUGUGACUACUUUCCACCAAUUGUGUUUGAACCAUACGGCUCUGGCUGCGUUUCCUGCUGCUUUUCGUUGUGUGUGCGUGUGUGUGUGUUUUUUGGCUGGGAACGUGUGUGCUCGCAGUCCGUCGAAGGGAAGCGUCCGCCUAAACUUUUUAGGGCUCCCAUGAUUGUUCGUGGUGAAAGUUGCACGUAGCGAAGAAAAACCCAGACAUCACCCCUUCCCCCUUAAAAUUUCACACCGCCAGUGCACGCC
Messenger RNA from Williopsis jadinii, 578 nucleotides. RefSeq lists its product as uncharacterized. The transcript has a single exon. Bases 148 to 492 code for a protein of 114 amino acids. Lineage: Eukaryota; Fungi; Ascomycota; Saccharomycetes; Phaffomycetales; Wickerhamomycetaceae. The record is from RefSeq and is a predicted model, not a curated record.